UUGUUCCUCCGGAUGUAAACAAACUCCUUGACAAGUGUGGCUGGGGGCAGGUGUGUUGUCUGUGUCCGGCCCACGUCACGACACCUGUGUGGCCAGGGAGGGGCUGUGGCAGGGGAGGGAGAGAAUAGGAAGGCGAUCCCUAAUUGGAACAGAUCAUCAGGACAACUAAGGACCAUCUCAACACACAUGGUGCUGCAGAUCACUUAUCCAAGACCCUCAUUCCUUCAACUUUGGCCUGGCAGACAUUCCUUGCCACUCUUCAGCCUUCAGCCAGGAAGACACAUCAGAAUAACACCAACUAAAUGAAGCCAACCUCUUCACUUAGAAAUAACCAAUUGACGUUUUCUUCUGGUUACCUUAAUGAGUUUUGGGUUAUUGUCUGGCCAUGUCAAACUUUAUACUCAUUAGUAUUGAGGAAUAUGUAAAUGAAUAUCUCAUUCAAUUAUGUAGCUUCCCCUGCCUGACUAAUAUUUCCUGACAGAAACUGCAAGAUUUUAAUUCAUCCAGAGCCUCAUAACCCUAACCUAUUAUUCAUUUAAGAUUAUCAACAAACUGGCCUGUAAAAUGAACAUGCACUAUUAUGCUAGUAUUGCAAUUUGUGUUAUAUUAUGUGUAUCUAUAGCCAAGGAGUAUGUAGUGGGUGUAGCACAAGAAACCAAAUCAACUGAAGAGAGGCAGCAGCAUGAGGAACAUAUUGGAGGAUACCUGAAAGCACAAGCAAACUGGGGUGAAUAUGAAGACUAUAAUGAGGAAGACGCCCAAGACUGCCGUGAGGAUCUGGACAUGCCCAUCAUUGUUUGGUGGACGCCCUUUACGGGCGUCCAUGGCCUCCCUCGCCACUGUACCAUGGGGAGCUGCUGCCUCACACAAGAUCGAAGUCAACUUCUUCGUUCUACUGCCAAAGUGGCCCUCUUCUAUGGAACUGACUUCAAUCCCACUGACCUUCCUUUGCCUCGUAGGAAUGAUAUUUGGUGGGGACUAUUGCAUGAGGAGUCACCAAAAAAUCGACCGAUUUUGAAUCACCUUCCUGUUGUGCAAGCAUUUAAUCUUACUGGAACUUUUAAGAGGGAGAGUGACUUUCCUCUAACUCUCCAAUUUCUUCCUUCAAUUGAUUCUCUUACCUCUAAGAAAGAGUUUGUUACCACCAAGAGGAAAAGUAAGUUUCUGAAAGAAUACUUAAAUUCUUCAAAAAGAGGAAAUGUGCAAAAUGGUAAAACAAAAGAGAGAACACACAGUAUGGAAAAUGAAAAACAGAAAAAGGAUAAUGCAUAUCAAAAUGAAGAUGCAAGUAAAAUAAACAAAGAGCCAGUGACUGAUGGAAGUAACGGUGACAAAUCAUUCAAGAAUAUUGCUCCAAUCGUUUAUAUUCAUUCUGACUGUGAUUCACCAUCAGAACGAGAUGAAUACAUGGCCGAGCUUUCUAGGUACAUCAAAAUAGAUUCCUUGGGCAAUUGUCUCAACACAAGGCCACUACCACCUCCCCUUGAAGAUGCUUCUUAUUUUGACCAUAAAGAUUUUAGGCACAUCUUAGCCAGAUACAAGUUCACUCUCACAAUAGAAAAUUAUGGAUGUGACGAUUACAUUACUGAGAAAUUCUGGCGUCCAUUGAUUGUAGGAUCUGUACCAGUGUAUUGGGGAUCACCAAAAAUAGAUGACUGGGCACCAAAUCCCAAAUCAGUCAUUAAAAUCUCCGAUUUUGCUACUCCUAAGGACUUAGCAGAUUACUUGCACACAUUACUGAGAAAUGACUCCUUGUAUGAAACACAUCUGACACACAAAAUUCAUGGAGAAAUUACAAACUCAAAGCUGAUUUCUGCAAUUGAUGAACGCCAGUGGGGUUUAGAUGACUUAGACAAAGGUAGUUUCAUAGACCAUUUUGAAUGUUACGUCUGUGAUCAAAUAUAUUAUCACCAUCCACAUUUAACCAGCAAAACAGUGUACACACCAAAAAUUGCAGAUGUUAGUCACAUUAAUUGCCCAGAACCAAAAACAGUGCUAACAAAUCAUGUAAAUGAAGACAGCUAUUGGUUAGAGGAGUAUGAGAAGUCCAAAACAGAGGCUGAGGUGUUGGGUGACUCUUUAAAGAAUAACAAAGUAGUAGGUGAAGAUGAAUUUUUUACCAAAGUGUUUGAAAGCUUGAGAGCCAAAGACUUCUUUAAGAGAUUUCCUUUCAGACACACACAUGAUGAGUUAUGAGCUUUAACUUUGAGUGUAAUGAGUCAUAGUUUAUGUGCCAAAUGGUCAUAGUUUAUGUGCCAAGUGUCAAUACUGUUGUCUUCUGUAAGUUAAUAAGAGUACGGUUAUUUUAUAAAUCAAUUUAUAUUUUUUUAUCUGUGCUUGUAAAAUGAAUAAUAAAAAAGCCUGUCUCUUAA
This is a messenger RNA of Eriocheir sinensis (Chinese mitten crab), 2372 nucleotides long. RefSeq names its product alpha-(1,3)-fucosyltransferase 10-like. NCBI's taxonomy places the organism in Eukaryota, Metazoa, Arthropoda, Malacostraca, Decapoda, Varunidae. The coding region runs from base 565 to 2196 and encodes 543 amino acids. The transcript is spliced from 2 exons. The record is from RefSeq and is a predicted model, not a curated record. Gene Ontology annotation, cellular component: membrane. Gene Ontology annotation, molecular function: alpha-(1->3)-fucosyltransferase activity.